This is a messenger RNA of Anguilla anguilla (European eel), 2469 nucleotides long. Its product is annotated as protein yippee-like 2. NCBI's taxonomy places the organism in Eukaryota, Metazoa, Chordata, Actinopteri, Anguilliformes, Anguillidae. Bases 341 to 691 code for a protein of 116 amino acids. The transcript has 5 exons. The record is from RefSeq and is a predicted model, not a curated record.
UGCAGCUGACGUGCGAUGGUACGGUGCGCUCCGGGGCCGUUACGCCAGCUCCGUUUGGACAGCGCAUUCAGAAGCUGCGCGUGUGGUCGGAGGCGAGCGGGAAAGACUUGGAGGAGGUUAGCGGCGAAAGGAAUGCGAAGGAUCUGCUGUCCAUAAACUGGAAUUUCCUGAAGGGGAGAGGGGAGCAAGAACGCUGCCUACUUUUUUUAUUCAAAGGUUUUUGCCUCCUGCCCCGCCCCCCACCACGGCCCUCACCUGUGUGCUGCGGUGCUUCCCCUGCGAGCCGUCCUGGGCCGGCAGCCCGUUCCUGCACCGCCCCCCGACCCCGCCCGCGGUCAGGAUGACGCGCUCCAAGACCUUCCAGGCCUACCUGCCCAGCUGCCACCGCACCUACAGCUGCAUCCACUGCAGGGCGCACCUGGCCAACCACGACGAGCUCAUCUCCAAGUCCUUUCAAGGCAGCCAAGGCAGAGCGUAUCUCUUCAACUCAGUGGUGAAUGUGGGCUGUGGGCCGGCUGAAGAGAGGGUUUUGCUGACUGGUCUCCACGCCGUGGCUGAUAUUUACUGUGAAAACUGCAAAACCACACUGGGUUGGAAAUAUGAGCAUGCUUUUGAGAGCAGUCAGAAGUAUAAGGAGGGGAAGUUCAUCAUCGAGCUGGCUCACAUGAUCAAGGACAAUGGCUGGGACUGAGCAUGUGCAGAGGGGGUUUGGUGGGGGGGGGUGAGACUCUCAUUUGAAGUUACCUCUGUUACAUUUGUCCUUGCAACUCCACCAGGCACACACACACACACUCACGCACUAUACGCACAGGCACACAUUCACACGCCACAUGUGCACACACACACACAUACACACACUCACGCACCACAUGUGCACACACACACACACACACACACACACACACACACACACACAGGUGCAGGAGGUUGGGCAGGACGAGAUCCCCUUUGGUUACUGGGCGGAUGGGCUCUCUCCACUGUGGGGAGCAGAAUGGACCGCACUACCCAUAAUCCCACUGGUGUGGCGCAGUCACCGGGGCAGGGGCGGGGCUUGUUACCAGGGCUACAGAGGGACAUAAACACCCCCCCAAAUCCCCCACCCCACAUGAGCACACAGGCCUUUCAGCAGCACUGUUACUGAAACAGGAUUCACACCUGGGUCAGAUACCUGAAAUACCUUAACUCUUUAGAUCCCGGUGAAAGCUGAAAAUGCAACUGCAAGUUCCCCAAGACAUUUUCAUAAAAACGUUGCUAACCAUACAUAAGUACCGACAUGCAUACAUGCAUACAGUACGAUCAUUUGUACAGUAAUUCUAGUAAAUUAUUUGGCCCAGGUUUGUCCUGUUUCACAAGGUGCAGACGAGGAGUCUGUGAAAGCUGAGGUGCAGUUCAGACAGAGGCCUGGGGGGGUGCUGUUGUGACCUGGUGAACUUGCUGGAGCGCCACAGGGGAAGGCUCAGACUGACUUCUGGGCUGUUUUUACGUGUUCAUGCAUGUUAGACUUAUUUCUGCUCUAUUUAUUAUUUAUUUGUCAUGAUUCUGGGACUGAUCUCCCCUCUGUAGAAAGUCCUGUCCUUUGAUCCCACCUGUACCCCUCUGUACCUGUCCACACCUGUACACCCCCCUGGUAGCAGUCUUAAGGGUUCUGAGGCAUUAGUUACUGUGUUUUACGCCUUUAUAAUGUGCUAUGAAGAUCCAUUCUGACUGCGUGCUGUAAGUCACAUGUAGUUUCAUUAGCACAGCAAAGACCCCAAAAGUGUGGGGAGGGAAUAUUGGAGUUUGGGGGGUGUGGGGCACUGUUGUUUUCUUAACCUGGGACACCCCCCCCCCCCCCCCAUGUUUACCGAAGUCAGUCUGUUACACUGCCUCUUAACUACUUAUAAAACACACUAAAACAAUAACCAACAAUGGAAUAAGAUUUCCUGUUGUUUGGGGAACUGGAGUCCACUGGUAGCCACGGCGACUCACUGGCUGUGGAAACACCCAAUCAGAGGGUUUUUAAAGCCCCAGCACAACCAAAGAAUCCACCCGUCUAUGGUAAGUUGACCAAUCAAGAGAUCUCAUUAUUGCUUGGGCAAUAGUGGUUCAGAAAGGAGGGUUGUGACUGGCUGAAAGGGACAGCUCUUUCUCCGAUAUAUUGCGUUGUUUGCUUUUGUAAAUUAUAGAUGUUAAUAUAUUUAUAAAUAUAUUCACUAUGAACGUGAGAAUGAUAAUUUAUGUCUUAUGUGUGUAUUACACAAUGUAAAUAGUCAUGUUUAAUGUUUGUUUUUAUUUAUUAUGAUCAUGAUGAUUAUUUCUGUCUAUGCUGUGCAUUCUGUCUAAAGCCCCUAACAGGGACUGUAAUAUUUGCUACUUUUUUACGAUUUGAAAAUGUUUUGAUUUCAUUGUUUUUGUAAAGGGCAGAAGAUGAUGACACUGAUAUUGGAACUUCAUCAAUAAAGUCACCCUUAUCAAUGCUCACCUGAGCAG